Molecule: messenger RNA, 8747 nt
Organism: Microbotryum saponariae
Lineage: Eukaryota; Fungi; Basidiomycota; Microbotryomycetes; Microbotryales; Microbotryaceae
Source: the annotation of a GenBank genome assembly
AUGAGCUCUACAGAAGAUGAAGGCGGGCGCAAGACCAAACGACGAAAGGUUGACAUCACCAUCGCACCCCUCCUUGCAUCUGCAUCAUCGCGCACCGCUGCUUCAACCUUGUCCCUGUCCGGCCGGGACGAUCGGAGCCCGGGAGCCGUCUCGACCUCGAGCGGUACGACAUCGUCCUCGACUGGCGCAGGCAGUGGCAGCGGCGGUGCUCCAGGUUCGUCGAGUGUAUCGACGGCAGGGACCGCGUUGAAGUCACCAUUCCCCGGCUCCGUUGCAACUCCCCCCGCGAGCAGGGACCGGCACAACCCACUCCUGACCAGCGACGGUGCUCCCGUGGUCGUCACCUCGACGUUUCAGUCCAUCUUCUCCCCGACCUCGACCUCGGUCCCCAUCUCACCUUCGGGAACACCGACGGAGGCACAUCAGGACCACUACUUUGUGCCGCCGCCGGCCAUUCCUCACCACCAUUCGCCGGUGCCCCACCACACUCCUCCCAUCCACUUUUCGGAUGACAUGAGCAACUCGUCCGCGUCAUCGUCAACGUCGGGCACCACAACUCGUACAAUGCCGGCCCCAUCGUCGCAAGGAACGUCCUAUUCUCUGCCUCUCGCCUCCCCGACGUCGAGUUUGAGCACUCUUAUCAGCCAUGCCCCACGACCACGCCUCACGAGGACCGAUUCAAGCGCGAUGGCGAGGGGCGGUACAUUACACAUCGAGGGCUAUCGUGACGGUAAGCAGUCUGGAACGAUCUUAUGAUUGAUUACUAUACCGGAACUUGCCGCUAACCAGACUUGCCCUCCUCCCCAGUGCGCAUCAUAGGAACCCCGUACGACGAUGCCGUCGCCUGCCGAGCCGUAUCCAUUAACCGCGGCGACCAACGCGUGCUACUUAAGCUGAGCUUGUCGGCAAGCGUGUUGGUGGCGGCUCAUAUUCGCGCAGAGAUUGCAGUUUUGACCGAAUUGUGGGAGGCGGGCAUACACAAUUGCACGAGGGUCAUCGCUCGGGAAGUCAGUCGAUUAGGAGUGAGUUCGUGGCCGGUGGGAACAGUGGCUCGUCGCAGGGUGAAUGACUCUUUGAUUGCUGAUCGCUCCGUAUCUCCACUGCUUCCACUUCCCUUUUUCCACAGACAAUCAUGGUCUGCGUCGACGAUGGGCUCACUCGGUUCAGCGAGCGGUACGAGAUGGCGCCUCAACCACGACGGAAACCAUACUGGUCCGAUCCGGCAGAUCUGCUCGACGCGAUCGAUAUCGCCAUCAAGCUGAUUCGUCUCGCUGCAUCCGUGCAUGGAAGACAAAUCGUCCACGGUUCUCUGCGCCCCGAUUGCGUUUCCAUCUCGGUGCUCGGCGAGGUGCAAAUGCACGAUUUUUCUUGUUCGUUCCGCGCCAGCGCGGAAGGCGACACGAAUCCAAUCCGCGAGCGCGGCCUCCACGAGGACUCGUUGCCCUAUAUUGCGCCCGAAUGCUCUGGGCGGGUCGGAAGGUCUGCAGACUACCGCAGCGACUACUAUUCAAUCGGUGCGAUCUUGUACGAGGUUUUCGCAGGACGAGCACCUUUUGCCGACGCCAUCGACCCACUCGACGUCGUCCACGCUCACAUCACGAGGAAACCAUCGUUGAUGACCAGUCUCGACCCUUCCAUUCCAAUGAACCUCUCACUCGUCAUUGCCAAACUGCUCGAGAAAUCGCAGGACGCGAGGUACCAAACGAGCGAGGGCAUCGUCGUCGACUUGAGCGAAAUUUCCAGGCAGGUCCGCAAGCAAACCACCACGCCCGAUCUGGCAUUGCUCCUGUCUCCGAUGACGGGCGAGAAAGAUCCAGCUACGCCGGGAGAAAUAAGUUCGAACGGGUCGGGGUCUGGGGAGUUCGUCGUCGGUGAUGUCGACACGGCUGCCCAUUUUCGCUUGCCGCCAUCGAACAAGAUGUAUGGCCGAGAUGAGAGUAUUGAGCAGGUGACGAGGAUGUAUCGACACGUUAAGGAAACGGGCGAGCACCGCUUCGUCGUCGUCAAAGGGCCUUCUGGUGUGGGCAAGACGACUCUCGUCGAGUCUGUUCGGAGGCCAGCGAUCCAGGCCAAAGGUUUCUACACGAGCGUCAAAUUUGGUAAGCUGGGGAUAGAUCUGUAGCUGCAUGCGGCCGUGCUGAUACCAGGGCCAUGAUUGAUCGAACGCAUAGAUCAAUACAAAUCUCCGGUGCCAUUCUUCGCCAUUGUCCAAUCCUUGUCGGGUCUGCUUCGGCAGGUGCUCGCCGAGCCUGAAGCUUCCCUGCUGCGAUGGCGGAAACGCAUCCACGCCGCGCUGGGGAAGGAUGGUCGAGCCCUCGCCGACUUACUCCCCGCACUCGAGCUCAUCUUUGAACCUGGCUGGGUGGAGACUCUACCGCCGCUUGUGCCUCUCGGAGCCGCUGAGAGCGAGCAACGGUUCCAAAGUCUGGUGCGAUCGGUCUUGCGCACGUUUGCGCGUCCCGGCAGGCCUCUGGUCAUCGUGUUUGGUCAGUUUUUGAUGUGCUGCCUCUUCUCUCUCCAUGGUCGAACCUACCUAAUUGUGGCUUCUCAUUCACAUUUCGUCACUCAGAUGACCUCCAGUGGUGUACACUGUCGGAUCUCGCGUUCAUCCGCUCCUUGCUGCCGGAGGAGAAUGACACGUCUUCUCGCUCGAGCUCGCACCAAACGCCCAAGAUGCUCAUCGCCCUGUGGCGCGACAAUGAGGUUGACAGCGAGCACAUUGUGUCGACGCAACUGCUGGCCCAGGUGCCUGAGGUUCACCUCACCCUGAGUCUCGAACCUCUCUCGUUGACGGACGUGAUCGACUACGUCGGCGCUGCGCUGCAGACCCCGGCAACCAAGAAGCGCUCAAAGUCGACCGCUGCUCGCGAGGACCCAAACAUUCGGACAUUGAGUGAGCUGAUUCUUGCGACCACAAAAGGUAGCCCCCUGUUCGUUGCCCAAGUAAGUGCGAUCGGCGGUAGUACCGGGGCAGCUCUAGGCCAUCUGCUUACGGUACUUUGAUGCACCGCUCAGCUCCUGAAAUCGUUCAACACCGACGGCUUCUUCAAGUUCGACUUUGACAACGGAAAAUGGAUUUAUGACCUGCACCUCAUCGCCAAUAAGACAGUCACAACGGACGUCGUCGACUUGCUGAUAGCCCAGAUGCGCCGCCUUCCCGAGCCGACUCGAUACGCGCUGAUGGUUGCCGCCUGCCUUGGAAACGAAGAGCUCAAGUCGACCACACUCGCCAAGGCAACGGGCAGGUCGCUGGCAGAGCUAUCAGUGGAUCUGCAUGACGCCACAGAGGAAGGGUUGCUCUUCCCCGUUGGCAUGAUAUCGCCCGAUGCCGACGUCGCCGCCGCCGAUCGCCCGGCCGCGCACGCGAGCGCAAGCGACGAAGUCGAUUCGAGCCAAGAAAAGGAGGCUGAAGGACGAGCGCAGAUGCACCUUGGAUCACUCCGAGCGCGCAAAGGGCCGAGUGUACCUCAAGCUUAUCGUUUUUUCCACGACCGAUGCCAGCAGGCAGCAUACGCGCUCGUCACGGCCGACGAGCGCAGCCAGCUUCAUCACAAGAUUGGCCUUCGCCUCGUGGCAUCGCUGACGGAGGACCAGCUGCAAGAGCAGAUCUUCGACUUGGCAAACCAGCUCAAUUUCGGCAUCGACUUGCUGACGACCGACGAGGCUCGAGAUCGACUGGCGCGGUUCAACUUUCUGGCAGGACAAAAAGCACAAAACUCGACGGCGUUCGAAGCGGCUCGCAAAUACUUGCAGACCGCAUGGGAUUUACUCGGCGCGGACGGGUGGACUCGGCAAUACCAGCUGAUGAGCGACUUGGUCGAAGCGUUCAUAGACGUCGAGUACUCACUGACGGACUAUGCGGCGUCGCAGCAAUUCAUUCGCUUGUUCCUGUCCAAUUCGAGCGAUGUCGUCGCCAAGCUGAGGGUCUACGCUCGUUUCGUUCGGUGCGGAUCGGCGAUGGGCGAUUCAUCGACAGCGAUCAAGGCGGCGCGGGAGGGAUUGGCGCAGGUCAAUAUGCGACUGCCGGAGACAGGGUCGGAGGCAGAUGCUCUGUUCGACGAGAUUCACGAUCAACUCAAACUCGGAGUCGAGGAAGUUCGCGCUCUAUCCAACCUAGAACAAAUGACGGACCCGAUCGCUCUGGGGGUGCAGAACCUCCUCGGGGCCCUCAUUCCCCCGGUCUACUUCUCUCAGAUCGAAUUGCUUGGAGGUUUGACGUCACUGGCCCUGCGCAAUACAGUCCAACAUGGUCUCAGCGAUGCGGGGUCCCUGUUUUUGACCCUCGAUGCCGUCUACGUUCGGGCUAAGUACGACGAUCUGGGCUCUGCUCUGGCGUACGGAGACGUCGCCAUCGGCUACUUCGAAAAAUAUGGGGGAACCGCUUACGCGUGCCCGACGUACAAGGUCGUCUCGAGCCACAUCACCGCAUGGGCUCGCCCCAUCGCCGAGACGAUCCCGAACUAUCGCACCGCCAUCGCAUAUGGUCUCGAGUACCGCGACGCCGAGUACGUCGGGUUUUCCUGCGCCGAGAUCUGCUCUUACUUGCUACUCAGUGGAGCACCUUUGCCCGGAAUAAUGUCGAGUGUUGAAGGGUAUGCCGUGCUGGUUCGCAAGUUCCGACACGAGCUCUCGACACUCUACAUCGGCGUCAUUCACCAGACCCUGCUGUGCCUGUCGGGUCGAAGCCCCAACCCGCUCGAGAUCGAGGGCGAGGCGUUCUCCCACGCCGAUUACCAGAUCUGCGCCGAUCGACCUUACGGCACCGACUUGCAUACAUUCCACAUGCUGCGUCUCAUGAUUCUGGUCUUCUUCGACCGCACGACGUCACCCGCGGCGCUGGAAUCGAUCAGAAUCGGCCGCGAGUUCAUCUCGAGCGCCGACGGCUUGCUUUAUCCGACUUACUUCCAGCUGUUUGAAGCGCUCUGCUUCUACGAUCGCUUCGAUGAGCUGACCAAGGUGGAGCUCGACACGCUUGCUGCGACGGUCGCCCACUUCGCCAAAGUCUCGGUCGACUCGGCAAUGAACUUCUUGCCCCUCAAACUUUGGCUCGACGCCGAAGCCGCUCGUGCCAAGUCGCAGCGAGAGGAGGCUCUUUCGGCGUACGACUUAGCCAUCGCGCUCGCGAGCGACUCGGGCUUCGUCCACAUUGCUGCUUGCAUGAACGAGCGAUGCGCCAAAAUGCUCCAAUCGCCAAAACUUUCGGCGGGCUACAUCAUCGAGGCACAUGCGAUGUGGUCGACGUGGGGCUGCACGCCCAAAACGUCGAGCAUGUUGUCCGAGCAUCCUCUGCUGAACCACCCGACCGCCUCGCCUAUGCCAUCACCAGGUCUUGCGUACACGGGCUCGGUUGCAUCGCCUGCCGCAACUGCGGAUAGCUCAGAUCGGCGGACGUCCGCCUACACGAGCGUGACACACUCCGGCGAGGAUCUAGCGAUGUCUGUGACGCACAGUGAAGGUUUUGAGAGCGUCAAUGGGUCGACAAGUCGAGACGAACGGUCAACGGCGAUUGCGAUGACGGCGUCGAAGUCCAUCCUCAGACGCCGCCGGUCCAUCGACUCGCAGGACUCGAUCUCUUCGCGAGAGGAAGCGGAGCACUCGUCAGAGGGACUGAAAGGAAAGAGUCAGUUCGAGCAUCGCUCGCUGAUUGCCACCGAAUUGGACCUUCGCACGGUCGUCUCGGCCUCCUCUGUGCUUUCGCAAGAGCUGACAGUCGAUGGCGUGGUUUCCAAGCUGCUGUCGCUGGCACUUCGAACGGCGGGGGCGGAGAUGGGCUUGCUCGUGCUCGAUAAAGGCGGCUCGCUGUGUGCGGAGGCGAUCGUGCGAUCCGAGCUGGGCGAUGUGCAGCAUCUGCGCCGCCUCGAACCCAUCGAUGCCCAGCCCGACCGAUUCCCUUGCAGCGUCAUCAACUAUGUCGCUCGCACCAAGGCGAUGGUGGUCAAUGGCCUGGAUUCGCUCGGCGAUAGUAUUACCGACCCUUACCUCAAGGCCAACAAACCGCUUUCGCUCUUGUGCAUCGCUUUGGCGAGUCAGUCACGCGUGACUGGUGAGUUGCUAUGAAUCGCGGUGUCCUUCUGCCGAGUCGUAUCAGGGCUAACUCUUCCUAUUGGUACGUAAUUCCUCUCGCAGGUGUACUCUACAUGGAGAACUCGCAAACAGACAGUGCCUUUACGCCCGAUCGCUUGGAGAUCCUCUCCCUCAUCUCGGGUCAAGCCGCGUCGACGAUCGAGCGAGCCCGUUUGGUGCAAGACCUCAAGUUGGCUAACACGGACUUGAAGCGCUCGCAAGCCGCUCUCGAAGGCUACAAUCGCAACCUGGAGGAAACCGUCGAGGAUCGAACGCUCGAGUUGCGCCACAAGAACGACUUGCUCCAGGCCGAGAUCGCCCAAAAAGAGCGAGCCCAAGCCGAGAUGCGCAAAGCAAAGGAGAUCGCCGAAAGCGCGACCGCGAUGAAAUCGCAGUUCUUAGCCAACAUGUCUCACGAGCUUCGGACUCCGUUCAAUGCCGUCGUGUCUCUGACGACGCUGCUGCUCGAUACCACGCUGACGCCGGUCCAGACCGACUAUGUCGAGACGAUCAAGAAUUCGAGUCAAGAGCUGCUCGUGGUUAUCAACGAUAUCUUGGACUACAGCAAAAUUGAGCUGGAUCAUCUGGAGCUCUCAAGCGAGCCGGUGCAGCUGCGCAGCGUGCUCGAGUCGUCGAUGGACAUGCUGGCCGAGAGGGCAGCGACCAAAUCGGUGGAACUGGCGCUCGUGAUCGAGGAAACAGAUAUUCGAAUCUUGAGCGAUCUGACUCGCCUGCGGCAGAUCGUCGUCAACCUGCUCUCGAAUGCUGUAAAGUUCACCUCGGAAGGAGAGAUCAUCGUCACAGCUUCGUCGAGGAGGGUCGAAACUAAGGGUCCCGGCGGAAAGCCGAUGUGUCGCGUCACCAUAUCCGUCCAGGACACAGGCAUCGGCAUUGCCAAGGAGCACUACAAUAAGCUCUUCCGUGUAUUCUCGCAAGUCGAAGGUAGCGAGACAACGAAACACUUUGGCGGUACCGGUCUCGGUCUCGCUAUCUCGCGCAAGCUCUCGCUUCUCAUGGGAGGCGACGUCACUGUCGACUCGGAGGUCGGUAAGGGUUCGACUUUCACCGUCCACAUAGUUGCACCCGUGCUCGAAACGACGGAGAUCGAUCUCUACUCACCUAGUCAGAAUCCGGAUCUGGUCGGUAAGCGAUGCCUCGUCGUCGACGCGAACGCGACCAGUCGCAAUGUCCUGCACCAGCUCGUCUCAUCGUUUGGAAUUAACACCGAUGUACCCGACGAUCCCAUGUCGGCGUUUGCUCUCGCAAGUGACGCGCUUCGCGUCGGAAAGCCUUACGACGUCCUCAUUUUGGACGCUUUCCUACCGGCGUUCGGCGCUCUCAUCUUGCUGCGUCGAUUACGACAAGCGAACAUCAACGUGCCGGCGAUAGCGCUCACGCGCAUGGGCUCGCCGAUCUACGAGGAGAUGCGGCAGCUCGAUUGCAAGUUCCUCAUCAAGCCCAUUAAACGCAAUCGAUUCCACCACACGCUGCGACAGAUCUUCCCGAUCGGUGCGAUCAAGUUGACGAGCCCUCCUCCAGCGAGCUCGCCGUUCCCGACCGGUCUUGGGGUGCGCAACCCGCUCUCCAUUCUCUGCGCUGAGGACAACCCGAUCAACGUCAAGGUUAUCACACAUUUGCUUAAACGUAUGGCAUACACAACCGACAUCGCCGAAGACGGAGCAAUCGCGCUGGAGAAAGUACAGAAGAAGAAAUACGACAUUGUCUUGUGAGUUCGCUUCCCCUGCGAGGGCACACGCUUUCAAAACUCUGACCAGGGCUGACAUGUUCGUGGCGUGGUCUCGCGCUUGCCUUCAGCAUGGACGUCAACAUGCCGAAGUAAGCACUAUCCGGGCAAUCCUCGCAACCGCUGUCGGCGCUAACCUGAGUCCCUUUUUGAUGUACUUUCUCAGCAUGGACGGGCUUGAAGCAACUCGCCGUAUCAUCGAGUUGAUGCCCAACCCAGCGACUCGGUGAGUGUUUCGAAUCGAGAGACUGAGAUGUACUGUGCACGAAAGUUUUCACUGAUCUAAACCUCUGCAUCCAUAUUUAGCCCCAUGAUCGUCUGCCUCACAGCGAAUGCGAUGAGCGACGAUCGAGAAAAGUGCUUGGCAGCCGGUGGAGAGUAAGUCGAUCGGUUGAGGUCGGGUUGUUGAGGUCGGGUUUUGGAUGUCGAGGGAUCGUAGCUGAUGCGAGUGUUUCCUUUCGUUUGCAGUGGCUAUGUGUCCAAGCCCAUCCUGGUGCCCGAUCUUGUCGCAGCGUGAGUCUCCCCCCACUUCCUCUAUUGCCUGCAGCGCGAAUCGUUCAAGCACUGACCUCGCAGUUGUGGACUCUGACAUAGCCUCAAUGACGCAAGCGCGAGGGUGAACCGAAGACGACUGUCACUGGUGGGCACGAGCGGGCCAAGCGACGACGCCUCUAGCGGAUCCAAUUCACCGUUCCCCGUCGUCAACCCUUUCGACACCGCAGCGGCCGCCGAGCGUGUGGGUCGCCUCUCGGGUGCGUUGGCCUUGCCCACUACUCGCCAGAGCCUGUCCCCUGCCCACUCCCCCAGGUCCAUCAUGUCUCGUCGUAAUCAGAGCCGAAAGGAUCGCGAGGAGCAAGCCGGCGACAGCUCUCUAUCAGACUCGUCACCCUCCCCACCGGUCCCGCACUAUCGUUUAAGCCCCUCACCGUCGCCUAGUUGA